Messenger RNA from Dreissena polymorpha, 1460 nucleotides. Its product is annotated as putative carbonic anhydrase-like protein 2. Bases 171 to 1007 code for a protein of 278 amino acids. The transcript is spliced from 9 exons. The record is from RefSeq and is a predicted model, not a curated record. Gene Ontology annotation, molecular function: carbonate dehydratase activity; zinc ion binding. Lineage: Eukaryota; Metazoa; Mollusca; Bivalvia; Myida; Dreissenidae.
GCCGUCGAACGCAUUUAGCAAUAUAACUCGUUUUUUUUCACUAUUUCUUUACAUGCAAAAAAUACUAGUGGCUUAUAACUUACCUUGCAAUCUUUUUUUUCUCGCAUUUUGCGAGUGUGCGAGUGUUAAUUUCGAGCCCUGUGUAUAUGCGUGGAUUACGCUGGAUUUAAAUGCCUCAUGCCUACGGUCCAACCCGAUGGGGCGACAACGAAGACUGGACGAUUUGCAAGUCAGGGAAACACCAAUCGCCAAUUAACAUAGAACCUCACAAAAUACUGUUUGACCCUCAUUUGCAACCGCUUCAACUAGAGGCCACGGCGAUAAGUGGGCUAUUCAGAAAUAAUAAGAAAGACCUAACGUUCCUGGUAAACGGACAAGGCGUAGGCGUGAACAUUACUUCCGGUCCACUUUCUUACCGGUAUCGCCUUUACCAGAUUAAGCUCCACUUUGGGAGGGAAAACCAAUCCGGCUCCGAACAUACAGUUGACGGGCGCGGAUAUGAUGGAGAGCUUCACUUCAUGGCGUACAAUACCGAAUUAUAUGCAAAUUACACUGAGGCCCAAACGAGCCCUAGAGGAAUAGCAAUAGUGGCGGUAUUCUUAACGAUAGGAAAGUUCGACCAUUCCGCAUUUAAGAUCUUACAGGAAAGGUUUUUCGUAAUUGACAAACAAGACACGUGUACGGAUAUACAAAACUUCCCAUUGGCUGAUUUGCUACCCAAAUCCAUCGAACAUUUCAUAACGUACAGUGGAUCACUUACCCAGCCAGGUUGCAGAGAAUCGGUGACAUGGGUCAUACUUAAUAAACCAAUUCACAUCUCGCAACAGCAGUUAGAUGACUUGCGCACGGUUCCUUAUCAAGAAUGGAGGGACUCUAACGCAAGACCUAUUAUGCCUUUAAAUAAUAGAACUAUACGAACUAAUAUCAACUUUAGAAAACGGAGUAGACUGUGUUCUAUGGAUGUCUCCAAAAAGUAUCAAGCAAACGAAGAUUUGUUGCGGAGAUAGGAUGAAAGUAAGGACUUCUGGAUGGCAGUAAAUAUACAUCGAGUGCGUGCUCUGUGUUACAUCUGAUGAAGACAAUCAAUCAUUUUCACAAGCUCUCUAUUUAGAAUGUUUAUACUAUUCAUGUGUAUACCGCGUAGCUAUGAAUUGAAUUUAUUAUAUUGAAUAAUUAGUUUGGUCGUUUAUAAUUAGCAAGUACUUUUAUUAAACUUAAUGAGAAAGACUAUCAAUGACAACGUGGUGCUCUCGUUCUUUAGUCUAGUAUCAAUAUGUACAGUGUUCGUAAUGAUUUCAUGCUAGUUUCGCUUACAUAGUUAACUUGCCUGGUUUGUUGGUUUGAACAUCUUGCAUAAAUACGAUGCUUUAUAUAUUAAUAGUGGAUGUUAUAUUCAGUUGUAUUUUGUCUAUGUGUUUAUCUAUUAUUAAGGAGUCCCGUAUCGUUGUUUUGAUAGUUAA